AUGAAGGCGUUGGUGGUGAUUGUGAUCCUCAUCCACAUUUCCCAGCAUGCAUUGGCUGUAGUGGUGCAGGCGUAUGAGGGGAUGGAGUCGGUCCUGCUGCCCUACCAGUAUUCUGGGAUGUUACCAGAGGUUCCUUCGGUGGUUUGGAGACGCUCAGAUCUGAACCAAACAGUCCUCCACCUGCUUAAAUACAAAAGUCAAUAUCAUAAAGAGGAAUACCGUUACAGUGAGAGGAUGUCAAUGAAGACCAACGCUCUGGAAUCUGGAGACUUCAGCCUCACUCUGAAGAAACCACAACUGUCUGACAGCAACUACAACUACACCUGCAGCCUCCAAUGGGAAACCAAUAAGGGGACUAAAGAAGAGAAACUGACACAAGUACAGCUGCAGGUCAAAGAUGACCAGGUGAAGGUGGAGGUCCAGGAGGGGGCGGAGUCAGUCCUGAUGCCUUGUAGAACCUCAGCUGAUCUGCCUGAAGACACCAGAGUGGAGUGGACGCACUCUGAUCCAGGAAUGAUGGCGGUCCACGUGGUCCAUGUCCAUCCAAAUAAAACGGAUGAUCUUCAAACACAGGACAGGUUUUACUUUGGCCGCACAGAGAUGAAUAAAGACCUGAGUCUGAGUCUGAAAUGCCCCAUGGACAGAGACAGAGGGACGUAUAUCUGCACCGUCUACUGGAAAGGAGACAUCCUGAGGCAGAAGGUCCUGCUCCAGGUGGUCGAAGAGGGUUUUCCACCCUGGGCUAUGGUUCUCCUAGUUCUCCUGGUUCUCCUGGUUGUGGGUCUCAUUACCAUUGGAGGUCUUUUAUUUUACUGUCGACAGCAUCUUAAGUCAGUCUACAAGGUGGAGGUGGAUUCAGGGGAGGAGUCUGUCCUGUUGCCAUGGAAAACCACAGCUCACCUGAUGAAGGAAUUCCGAUAUUACACAGUGGUUUGGACCAACAGACUGAACAGGAAGGUCCACGUGUAUGAGGGCGGCGCCGACCAACCUGAUGAACAGGACUGGUUCUACAGAAACAGAACCGAGAUGAAUGAAGACCUGCUGAGAACCGGAGACCUCAGUCUAAUCCUGAAACACCCCACAGACCAGGACACUGACACCUACACCUGCACCGUCUACAGCAAAGACAAGAGGAUCCUGAUGAUGACACAAGUGGUGCUGGAGGUCAAAGUCCAACAGGUGGAGGUGAAUUCAGGGGCGGAGUCUGUCCAGCUGCCCUGGAAAACCAAAGCUCACCUGAGAGAGGAUGUUACUAUCGAGUGGACGGACAGAUAUAAUAGAAAAGUUUACAUCUAUAACAAUGGAUUUGACCGACCUGAUGAACAGGACUGGUAUUACAGAAACAGAACGGACAUAAAUAAAGACCCAUUGAGAACCGGAGACCUGAGUCUGACCCUGAAACACCUCACGGACUGGGACGCCAACACCUACACCUGCACCGUCUACAGCAGAGACAAGAAGAUCCUGAUGAGGAAACAAGAGGAUCUGGAGGUCAAAGUCCAACUGGUGGAGGUGGAUUCAGGGGAGGAGUCUGUCCUGCUGCCAUGUAAAACUGUAGCUCACCUGACAAAGAACUUCAGACAUAUCAGUGUUAAGUGGAUGGACUUCUACAGCAAGAAGCUCAUUGUGCAUAAGUACGGCUCUGACCAACCUGAUGAACAGGACCCUAUUUACAGAAACAGAACAGAGAUGAAGAAACACUGGCUGAGUACUAGAGACUUCAGUCUAACCCUGAAACACCCAACGGACAGGGACACCAGCAGCUACUUAUGCAUCGUCUACAACAAAAACAAGGUCCUGAAGAAGAAACGAGUGGUGCUGGAGGUCAAAGUCCAACUGGUGGAGGUGGAUUCAGAGGUUAAGUCUGUCCUGCUGCCCUGGAAAACCACAUUUCAGCUGAUGGAGGACUUCAGUCAGAUCACAGUGGAGUGGACAGAUGUGGAUGUCAGGAAGGUCCACGUGUAUCAGUACGGCUCUGACAGAACUAAUGAACAGGACAGUAUGUACAGAAACAGAACAGAGAUGAAUGAAGACCCACUGAGAACUGGAGACCUCAGUCUGACCCUGAAACACCCCACAGACCUGGGCAGUGACACCUACACCUGCACCGUCUACAACACAGUCAAGCAGAUCUUGAGGAGGAAACAAGUGCGUCUGAAGGUCACAGACCAACAGGUGGAGGUGGUUUCAGGGGAGGAGUCUGUCCUGCUGCCCUGGAAAACCCCAUUUCAUAUAGAGGACAUCAGUCAGGUCACAGUGGAGUGGACAGACACUUUUGACAGGAAGGUCCACGUGUAUGAGGACGGCUCUGACAGAACUAAUGAACAGAACGAUGAAUACAAAAAGAGAACAGAGAUGAAUGAAGACCCACUGAGAACUGGAGACCUCAGUCUGACCCUGAAACACCCCACAGUCUGGGACACUGACACCUACACCUGCACCGUUUACAACAGACACAAGGAGAUCCUGAUGAGGAAACGAGUGAAUCUGAAGGUCGAAGACCAACAGGUGGAGGUGGUUUCAGGGGAGGAGUCUGUCCUGCUGCCCUGGAAAACCCCAUUUCAUAUAGAGGACAUCAGUCAGGUCACAGUGGAGUGGACAGACAAUCAUGACAGGAAGGUCCACGUGUAUGAGGACGGCUCUGACAGAACUAAUGAACAGAACAAUAGAUACAAAAAGCGAACAGAGAUGAAUGAAGACCCACUGAGAACUGGAGACCUCAGUCUGACCCUGAAACACCCCACAGACUGGGACACCAACAUCUACACCUGCGCCGUCUACAACAGACACAAGGAGAUCCUGAUGAGGAAACGAGUGCAUCUGAAGGUCAAAGUCCAACAGGUGGAGGUGGUUUCAGGGGAGGAGCCUGUCCUGCUGCCCUGGAAAACCACAUUUCAUAUAGAGGACGUCAGUCAGGUCACAAUGGAGUGGAUGGACGGUAGUUACAGGAAGGUCCACGUGUAUGAGGACGGCUCUGACAGAACUGAUGAACAGGACAGUAUGUACAGAAACAGAACAGAGAUGAAUGAAGACCCACUGAGAGCUGGAGACCUCAGUCUGACCCUGAAACACCCCACAGUCUGGGACACCAACAUCUACAUCUGUGUCGUCUACGACAGAGACAAUCAGAUCCUGAUGAAGAAAGAAGUGCAUCUAAAGGUCAAAGUUUAAGAGGUGGAGGUGGAGGAGGGGGCAAGGUCGGCCCGGCUGCCCUUCAGUACGACCACUGACCUUCCUGAGGACGCCAGAGUGGAGUGGAGAUACUGUGGUAAUGGCUGGAAAUCCAUACAGG
Molecule: messenger RNA, 3292 nt
Organism: Sphaeramia orbicularis (orbiculate cardinalfish)
Lineage: Eukaryota; Metazoa; Chordata; Actinopteri; Kurtiformes; Apogonidae
Exons: 12
Coding region: 1-3171 (1056 amino acids)
Biological process (GO): negative regulation of T cell proliferation; T cell costimulation; positive regulation of T cell proliferation
Cellular component (GO): external side of plasma membrane
Source: RefSeq, a predicted model, not a curated record